Messenger RNA from Ceratosolen solmsi marchali, 5449 nucleotides. RefSeq names its product chromatin-remodeling ATPase INO80 (gene Ino80). Gene Ontology annotation, molecular function: ATP hydrolysis activity; DNA binding; ATP binding. The transcript has 26 exons. The record is from RefSeq and is a predicted model, not a curated record. Gene Ontology annotation, biological process: chromatin remodeling; DNA repair. Bases 117 to 5357 code for a protein of 1746 amino acids. Gene Ontology annotation, cellular component: Ino80 complex. Lineage: Eukaryota; Metazoa; Arthropoda; Insecta; Hymenoptera; Agaonidae.
CUUGCAACGCAAUGGUACGUAAGGCCGAUUGAUGAGUUGGUUUAGCUAGAAAUUGAAACAAGUGAAAUGCGGAAAUGCGCUGCAUCGAAUCAAAAUCGAAUGGCAAUUGACGAGCGAUGAAGAAGGGAAACAAGCCGCACGAGCACGUCCUAAGAUCGGCAGAGCUGGAAAACGGAAACGAUGGAACGCAAUUUUCGCGGCGACAGCACCGAACCGCAGCGGCAGCGCCAUCUACUGAAAACAAAUAUGAUUUUGAAACUGUUAUGACUGACCGAACUCGAGCGAUGGGAUUAGAAGCAGAGAUGGCUGCUCCGUUGCAUUUACAGCGACUGGAGCGCAGUUUAAAUAUACAGCCUUUUUUAAGUCAAGUUAACGACCUUUUUCAAGAGCAAAUCAGCGACGAAGAUGAGUCCUCCGAAGACGAGUCUGCAGAGUCGGAAACGGAUAUCAAUGAGUUAAUAUCGCAGAAAGAUGAAAAAAGAAACAAUAAGCUACGUUUGUAUAAUAUGAGUAACGUUGGAGAAGAAAGACACUGGUUACAAGAUAUUUUGUUAAGCGAUGGAACCGAUACUUCUUCGGGCUCGGACACGGAUGGAUCUAUAACAGAAGAGGAUUUUCAAAAUAUGUUAAAAUUUCAUAUGUUGAGGAAGAAAUAUCAGGCCCGUUUCUAUCAGAAGCCAGAGAACAUACAGUAUCAGUAUUAUGGAGCAGGAUUAUUGUCAAAUUAUGACAGAUUUUUAGAACAUCAGAAACUUAUCGUAGGAAAUAAAAAGAAAAAAGAGAAGAAACCAGAAAAGAAAGUAGUAAAAAUGAAAAAAGAAAGAGUUACACACCAUAAGGUUUCCCACGAUGGCAAGCAAAAAUAUCCUGACGAGAAUUGGGAUAAAGGGAAGACACAAGAUCAUUUAGAUGACUCAGAAUUAGAAUUAGUUUUAAAACAUCAACCGCGAGGCCGUGGAAGGAAAAAGCAUAAUAAUAAAAGUCCAGAGGUGAUGGCCAUUCGGAGACGUAAAAUUUGGGUAAUGAUGUCGAAGAAAGAGCUUGGUAAGGUUCAGAGGGCCAAAACUAAUAAUCAUAAGGAAAUGCUUAUCAGUUGCAAAAAGGUGGCCCAACACUGUAUGAAAUAUUGGAGGCAAAAAGCUAUGCAAUCUCAGAAAAAUAUGAAAGAAACGAUAUGGAGAGCAAAGAGAUUGACUAGGGAAAUGCAAUCUUAUUGGAAACGAUAUGAUCGCGUGGAGAGAGAAACCAGAAGAAGAUUGGAAAAAGAAGCAGAAGAGCAACGUAAAAUGGACGUUGAAUUGAUUGAAGCAAAACGCCAGCAGAGAAAGUUAAAUUUUUUAAUUACGCAGACCGAGCUCUAUGCUCAUUUCAUGUCAAGAAAAUUAGGCAAGGCUUCUCCCGAAGAGCAGUUACGGAUUUUAAAUCAACUGGAUGAAGAAAAAAAUCCAAGACUUGCCAGCAUCGAUGAUUACGAUAGCGAAGCCAUGAAGCAAAAGGCGAAAAAAAAUGCAAUAGAUGCAUUUGAUAACGAAAAGGCGAGAACUCGUCAAUUCGAUCCAGCAACUAAUCAGGAAUUACGCUUAAGUGAUACUCCAGAAACGUUAGAACACCCUCAACCGUCAAUUUUCAAAGGAAAUUUAAAAGGUUAUCAAUUAAAAGGCAUGAAUUGGCUAGCAAAUCUCUACGAUCAGGGCAUUAGUGGUAUUUUAGCUGAUGAAAUGGGCUUAGGCAAAACCGUUCAGUCCAUAGCUUUUUUAUGUCACAUUGCUGAGAAAUACUCUGUGUGGGGACCAUUUUUAAUCAUCUCGCCCGCUUCUACGUUGCACAAUUGGCAACAAGAGAUGGCACGAUUCGUGCCGGUGUUUAAAGUCGUACCCUAUUGGGGUAAUCCUCAAGAGCGGAAAAUUUUACGCCAGUUUUGGGACACCAAGGAUCUACAUACAAAGGAGGCAUCGUUUCACGUCGUAAUCACGAGUUAUCAAUUAGUUAUAACAGAUUAUAAAUACUUUAACAGAAUUAAGUGGCAGUAUAUGAUUCUUGAUGAAGCACAGGCGAUUAAAAGUACUAGCAGUAUGAGAUGGAAACUUUUAUUGGGAUUUAGUUGUCGCAAUCGUCUACUGCUCAGUGGCACGCCAAUUCAAAAUAGCAUGGCCGAGUUAUGGGCCCUUCUUCACUUUAUUAUGCCUACCUUAUUCGAUUCCCACGAUGAAUUUAACGAAUGGUUUUCCAAAGAUAUCGAAAGUCAUGCUGAAAAUAAAACUGGAAUCGAUGAAAAACACUUGUCAAGGCUUCAUAUGAUCUUAAAACCAUUUAUGUUGCGAAGAAUAAAAAAGGACGUAGAAAAUGAAUUAUCCGAUAAAAUUGAAGUAAUGGUUUAUUGUCCGCUUACAACAAGACAAAAAUUACUUUACACGGCAUUGAAAAAGAAAAUUAGAAUAGAGGAUUUACUUCAUUAUUCGGUUGGUGAUAGCGCAACCAAUGAUAAAAAUUUUACUUCGAAUUUAAUGAAUCUAGUCAUGCAAUUUCGUAAAGUUUGCAAUCAUCCAGAACUUUUUGAACGCCGAGAUGCAAAGUCACCAUACUUCAUGCGCACGGAACUUUUAGAAUUACCAUCAUUAUUAUAUAAAGAGGACAUUAUGAACUCGACUGUAUCGUCCAAAGAGCAUCUGUUGUAUAAUAAAUUUUUUAUAUUUGCUACCGAAUACAUUUAUCGAGCAUUAUGUGGUGAUAACGACGGCUCAAACACAUGCUGCUUCUCGUUCGCUCGAUUUAUCAAUUUAUCGCCAAUGGAAUUAAAUAGUAUUUUCAUUACUGGAAUAUUAUUCAGGUUAGGCCAUUUAGCGCAGCAUAUAAAAGUUAUGAAUGUUAAGCGACAUUUGGAAGAUUGGUUGGAACAGGGCUCCAUAUCUUCUAAUAUUAUGUGGCUUCUGACAGAAAAAUUCAAUACAUCUUCUCAAAUGGCUAACGACUUAAUAUUUACGAGAAGCAUUUUGUACGGAGAUGCCGUGUAUACGCACGCAACUCAUUCGAUUAAUUCGAUGCCGGAAACUGUCGCUCAUCGUAUACUUCGUAGCAGUAAGAAAGCCAAUCAAUCGAUAAAGCUUCAAAGAUCUAUUUGUUCCGUAAAGAUAGAGCAAGGCGAAGAAUUGAAAGUUCCGCUAUUGCCCGAGCAUCCGCAUACGCCAAGGACACCAAUCCUAAGGCAUUGCCAGCAAAUAUCAUUACCGGCAUUUCUCUGCGAUAAGAUACCGAAGGUCCUAGCUACCUCGAGGAAGGUUUACAUUAGCCAUUGUGCCGCGUCGCGUGCUUGGCAGAUGCACGAGGAGUGUGGUGGCUUAAGCGGCAAAAGAAUAUUAUGGCUCGGUUGUGAUUUAGCUCAGAGCUUACCGCAAAAUCGUAUUCAUGUACGUGCAACACUACCAACGCAAUUUUCAUAUCAACAUGUCGGAGGUUUGGCCGCUUGUCGCCCAAUGAAUGGAUGGUCGAAUAUUAUAGUACCAGAUAAGCAAACUUUAGUGACUGAUGCGGGAAAGUUAUCCGUACUUGACAAUCUCCUGAAACGGCUCAAAGAACAAGGUCAUCGCGUUUUAAUAUAUUCACAAAUGACUAAAAUGAUAGAUUUAUUAGAGGAGUAUAUGUAUCACCGAAAACAUACGUUUAUGAGAUUAGAUGGUUCCUCAAAAAUUUCCGAUCGUCGUGAUAUGGUUGCCGAUUUUCAAAAAAGGACGGAUAUAUUUGUCUUUCUACUGAGCACCAGAGCUGGAGGCUUGGGAAUCAACUUGACGGCUGCGGACACGGUGAUAUUCUACGACAGCGACUGGAACCCAACCGUGGACCAGCAGGCAAUGGACCGGGCACACAGAUUGGGCCAGACGAAGCAGGUGACGGUAUAUCGGCUCAUCUGCAAGGGCACCAUCGAAGAGCGAAUUCUGCAACGCGCCCGCGAGAAAAGCGAGAUUCAACGUAUGGUCAUUAGUGGCGGUAACUUUAAGCCGGAUACGUUAAAGCCGAAGGAGGUGGUCUCAUUGCUGCUCGACGACGAGGAAAUCGAGGCGAAAUACAGCCAACGAAGCGAAGAGAGAAAGCAGCACGCCGAGGAGGCCAGAGUCGAGGCGAGCCUACACCACAAGGAGAGGGACCGGAAGAGGAAGCAAACCGCGUUUCCGGUCAAGAAUGACAGCAAGAGACUCUGCGUAGACGAAGGUGACGGCAGGGGCGCCAAUUCGCACGAGUCCACAAUGCAGCACUCGGCCUCCAGCUUUCAGCAACACGCCGGCAAUCAUCAGAAGCAGGGCCAGGAUGAAUUCGGGACUUCCGGUUUGCAGAGCCCCGUUAAGUCCGAGGACGAGACGAGCAACGAGGGCCUCGUCGUGGACGUGGACGGGCCCGUGAUCGGCAGCAGCUACGCCUCGGGGAUAUCCCUAGGGUUGCAGUACGGUCGCGGGGGUGCCGACCCCUCGGACGGCCGUCAUCAGCGACCGUUCGGCCAUUACCUCGGCGGCGGCGGCGGCGGCGGCGGCGUUGGUGGUGGUGGCGGUGGCGGCGGCGGUGGCGGCGGCGGUAGCAGCGGCAGCGGUGGCGGCGGCGGUGGCGACGCGAGGAUACGCCAAACGAUCCGCGGUGUCAGCAAGCGAGGUAGACCCCGGGGCUCACGCAGGGGCGGGCCCAUUGGCGGCAAGGCCCGGGGCAUGCUAAUGCUCCAUCCGGCUCCUCACUCCAAGGGCCUCGCCACCACGUCCGGGGGUACGAGUAUCGGCGCGCCCGGGGCCUUGGCCACCGCAUCGAGUCCUGGCCCACACCAACACGGGGGCACGGAGACGGUGAGCGGUCAGGGUCAAAAGCAACCACCGCAUCAUCAUCACCACCACCACCACCACCACAAGCGUGAACAACAACAACAGACGCAGCAGCAACAUAAUCACCAUCAACAUCACCAUCAUCAUCAUCAUCAUCACCAUUAUCAGACGACGUCAGGCGGCUCGGGCAAAUCGAUGUCGGGCAUUAGGCGUGGCCCAGGUAGGCCGCGAUUACGACCCAACGGGCCCGGUAAUCAGGGUUACCGGGCACCCAGCCAUCAUCACUCGCAUGACUCCCAGCAGCAGCAGCAGCAGCAGCAGCAACAGCAACAGCAACAGCAACAGCAACAGCAACAGCAGAAACGGAGCUCGAGCUCGUUGCCGCUAUCCUUGCCCGUGCCCAUCAGACUCCACCCAAAGCCAACGGCUCAGGGAGCCACGACAUCGGGGACCGGCGCUGCUGCCUCCGCCUCCACCACCCUCGUCGCUACCGAGUCCAAGCCUAGCGAGUCCCGACCUUUUGGCUUCUACACCCAACAGAUGCAGCCCGGCGGUACCUAAUCCGUGGUCUUCAUCCCAGGCUCAGGGGGAUUCAGGCACGUGGUGAUCGACUACUCGGACGAUAAAUCCAAGCUGUCGGUUACGAGGACCGU